Molecule: messenger RNA, 534 nt
Organism: Racocetra persica
Lineage: Eukaryota; Fungi; Glomeromycota; Glomeromycetes; Diversisporales; Gigasporaceae
Source: the annotation of a GenBank genome assembly
AUGGAAACCGAAAGUACUUCCGUCAAUCUAUCAACUGUGACAACAUCCAUGACAUCGACAGAUAGUCUAUUAAGUUUUUCAACUAAUAAUGGUUUUACCGCACAACCUCAAAAUGGAACAGGAACAGAUAUAUUACUUGAUAGUUCUUUGCAAUUUGGUGCUGCUUAUGAAAGACGUGAUUCCGUCGAUUCAAAUUUCUCGUUAAGACCAAGUUUUAAACAAAAAUUUAGAGCACCACCUGUAAAAAACAUGAUUCACACAAUUGCUUAUCAACGAUUAAAUAACGCGUUAUAUGACAAAGAUCAAGCUCCAGGUUGGGCUCACGAAAUUUCCAGAGAAAUUAAACAAAAAUUGUUAGGGCUAAAACAAUACAAAUAUAUCGUUAACGUAACGAUUAUGGAAAAUAAAGCGGCUGGAGCUAGGUUAGCUAAUUCAAAUAAAAUACGAAAUGAUAUUUUGUUGCAUGUAGCCGGACUACAUGCCACUUUAAAAAUUUCUGAAUUAAAGUGUCAUGAUUUGAAAGGGUUUGAUUAG